CAGAGGUGGCGCCGGCGGGAGCCGGCUCUGAGGCUCCGGCCCCGCCGGUGUGCGUGCUGGUGCUGGGCAUGGCGGGCUCUGGGAAAACCACCCUGGUGCAGAGGCUCACUGCCCAUUUGCACAGCCAGAAUUCCCCGCCCUACGUCAUCAACCUGGACCCUGCUGUGCACGAGCUUCCUUUUCCCGCCAACAUCGAUAUCAGAGACACAGUGAAGUACAAAGAAGUCAUGAAACAAUAUGGUCUGGGCCCAAAUGGUGGAAUAGUGACUUCUCUCAAUCUCUUUGCCACAAGAUUUGAUCAGGUGAUGAAGUUUAUUGAAAAGCGACAGAACACAUCUCAAUAUGUUCUUAUUGAUACACCAGGACAGAUUGAGGUGUUCACCUGGUCAGCCUCAGGCACUAUCAUCACUGAGGCACUGGCUUCCACUUUUCCUUCAGUUGUCGUUUAUGUGAUGGACACAUCUCGCAGCACCAGCCCUAUCACCUUUAUGUCUAACAUGUUGUAUGCUUGCAGUAUCCUGUACAAAACAAAACUACCUUUUAUUUUGGCCAUGAACAAGACAGAUAUCAUUGAUCACAGUUUUGCAGUAGAAUGGAUGCAGGAUUUUGAGAUCUUUCAAGAUGCCUUGAAUCAAGAGACAACAUAUGUUAGUAACCUGACUCGUUCCAUGAGCCUGGUGUUGGAUGAGUUUUACAGCUCACUCAAGGUGGUUGGUGUUUCUGCUGUGCUGGGUACAGGACUGGAUGAAUUUUUUGUGAAAGUCUCUGAAGCUGUAGAUGAAUAUGAGAGGGAGUAUCGUCCAGAAUAUGAGCGUCUGAGAAAAUCAUUGGCGAAAGCCCAGAGCAAGCAGCAGAAAGAGCAGCUGGAACGUUUGCAGAAAGACAUGGGCUCUGUGGCUAUGGAGAGCAACCCACUUGCAGAUUCUUCUGACACUUCUGCAUUGGGUCCCUCUGACUUGAUCAUGACACGAGGAACUUUGGAUGAGGAAGAUGAAGAGAGAGAGAGUGAUACUGAUGAUAUUGACCAUCAAGUCACUGAGGAAAGCCACGAAGAACCAGCCUUCAGAAACUUCAUGCAGGAGACAAGGAUGAAGUACCAGAAUAGAAGUAGCCACUAAGAGACUUUCAGAAGCAAAGCGCUGCAAACCCUUCCACUGGCGAGAACAGCAAGAGCAAACUGUUCACCACCUUCUGUGCUGUGAAGACACCAGUGCAGCCUUGUAUGCAAUCUAACUUCCGUGAAGCACUUUCUCUGAUACUUAAAUAUCUAUACUUGCAAAAUCAGUUAGUUACUGUGAGCUGGAGUUCUGACUUCAGGUGUUUAACCUUUUGCCAUUGUGACUUUUAAAACAAAAUAAGGAUUGCACUUUUCCCUUUUCUCCAAAUAGUUUUGCUCCGCCUUGCUGGGAACUUGAAUUCCUGGUGUGUCAGCAUUAUUGUCUGGAGUUUUGGUCCACCCCUGGGAGUUCAACACCAUCCCCACAUUCAAAGCUCAUGGUUUCUCUUGGGUGCAGGGGAUGGGUGAGACCUCUGCUGGAAAGCUCUUCUGAGAAUUGUCUCCAUUUAGUUAUGGUGGUGGCUCAAAUUCAGAGGGUUGGGGCAAUAGUCUUGUGUGAUAACAGCCAGAGCCUCAAUUUUAAAUGUAUUUCCUAUUAAAUUCUGCAGCUAAAAUUUGAUCAGAGGCUAGAAAGGUCUUUUCAAGAACUUGUUUCUAAAUGGAGUUUUCUCUGAGUUACUGAAACAGGGUAACUGAAAUGUCACUGCAAUCCCAUGUUUGACAUUUUAUUUUGUUCUGUAAUUUAUUAUAAAGUAUUUUUUGCUAUUGACAAAUGGCUUAGUGGUGAUUGGGAAUGACAGAGUUGGACUCUUUCUUGCUAUGGGAGGUUCAUUGAAUUAGCUUGCUCUGCAUGCUUGCAGCACACCCAGAGGCACAACACUGGGAGUGAGCUGCGUGCCUGAAGCCAUAGUAUCUUGAGCUGUGAAGCUAAACAGCAUUUCAUCUGGUGACCAGAGACACUGAAAACGCAGAUGCUACAGGAAGCGUUGUUAGUGAUUCAGUAGCUGGUGCUCCUUCCCUCUGAGUCAGAAAUGAACUAAUACCCUGCAUAGUGGUGUGGGCACUGUGCUGCCCACCUACAAUUGCUCAUCAGUUUCAUUCUUAUUCCAAAUAGUUCUAAAACUUUUUGACCCCCAAGACAAGCAAAAUGAAGGGUGCUAUCCAAGUCGGGAAGAGGGAAAUCUUCCCAUUACCUACAGUUACACUUAUUUUCUAUAUACAUUAUCCUUCAUCAGGAGGUUUUUUUGUAGAUUUUAAAGCCAGAAAGGAUCAUUAAUAUCAUGUAAUCCAACCACCUACAUGCACCGGCCAUUAAAUCGCACUCGGUAAUUACUACAUCAGUCCCAUAAUUUCUUUUUUGAGCUAUAUCAUAUAUUUUAGAAAGAUAUCCAGUCUUGAUUUUAAACUUCAAGUGAGAGAAUCCACUGUGUUUCUAGGUACAUU
This is a messenger RNA of Terrapene triunguis (Three-toed box turtle), 2500 nucleotides long. RefSeq names its product GPN-loop GTPase 1 (gene GPN1). Lineage: Eukaryota; Metazoa; Chordata; Testudines; Emydidae. Gene Ontology annotation, molecular function: GTPase activity. The coding region runs from base 69 to 1118 and encodes 349 amino acids. The record is from RefSeq and is a predicted model, not a curated record. The transcript is spliced from 14 exons.